GUGUUUCGAAUCAGUGACUGAUUCCGCUGACUUACACUCUUUAGAUUCACGCUUUACACACAGUCUUUUCAGACUAUUCACAUUUUACACACAUUGUGUCCACAAUUAUCAGAACAAUCAGAUUUUUGUCAUAAUCAAACGAUGUCUACAACAGCUGAGCGCAGUGAAUCUGAGCGCGCGCCUGUCGCAUCGAGCUUCAAAAGAAUCGAUCUGAGCGAAGAAAUGAUGGACAACAGCCCAGCAGACAAAGGGAAGAAGGGGAAAGCGGUGCAUGUCUUCUUCCGGAAGCUGUGCAAGGCUGUGAAGCGUCCGGACCGAGUGCUGCGUCUCACAGCACAGACGGACGCUCGUCUGGACCGUCCCGAGGUGACGGCUGUCCCGGGUCCGACGGCCGUUCCUGAGCUGCUGUGUCUGCCGGGUCAGGUGUGGGAAGAUCCGGAGCGUUCCUCCGGGAUCAGAGAGCCAACGCUUCUUCCAGAUCCAUCCGCUCUCAGUCUCUGUCACAAAGAAGCUAAGAAAGGAAGGAAGAGUGUCUUCUUGCGGAGAGCAUGUGAGGCUGUGAAGCAGCUCUUCCCCUGCUGCGACCCGGACAGAGUCCAGCCUCCUGAAGCAGAGCCGGGUCCGGAGCAAUCCCAGCUCGUUCUGCCGGAGCAGGACCAGGACCAGGUCUCUGCAGACCUCCAGUCGUCUCCUGAGGAAGAAGGUCCCUCCGAGAUCCAGGCCCACGAUGCAGUUCUGUCCGGUCCAGUGUCCGGUCCAGUGUCCAGUUCAGUGUCCGGUUCAGUGUCCGGUCCAGUGUCCGGUUCAGUGUCGGUCGUGUCAGAAACAGCACCGGACACAGUGUUGCCUGAUCCAGAAAUCCAGCUGCCUCAAGGAUCCGUCGUGUCUUUGUUUGAAGUGGGACAUUUGAUCGCAUCAGGGAACUUCAGCAAGGUCUAUGAGGGAACACACAUAUUCAGCGACAACUGUGAUUGUGAUUGUGUUGUCAGGAAGAACAUGGUGCGGCCGUUCGACGACUCCACAGCGCUGGAAUUCUUCUCCAAGAAGUCGGACUGCUCCUUGUUUCUGUUCGGCUCACACAACAAGAAGAGGCCCAACAACCUGAUAUUCGGACGCAUGUUUGACUUCCACGUGCUGGACAUGUUCGAGCUGGGCAUCGAGAGGUUCGUGUCUCUGAGAGACGUGAAGACGGACACGUGUCCCGAGGGCACCAAACCGCUGCUGGUGUUCGCCGGGGAGCUGUUCGAGACGGACCGGGAGCAUCAGCGCUUGAGGAGCCUGCUGACAGAUUUCUUCUGUGGGCCGCGGGUGUCUGCGGUGCGUCUGGCUGGACUCGAGCACGUGCUUCACUUCACGGCGCUGGAGGGCAAGAUCUACCUGCGCAGCUACAAAGUGCUGCUGAAGAAGUCCGGCUGUCGCACGCCCCGGAUCCAGCUGCAGGACAUGGGCCCUUCCUUUGACUUCGUCAUGAGGAGAAACCACAUGGCCUCAGACGACCUGUACAGAACCGCUCACAGACAGCCCAGAGGAGUGAAGCCCAAGAAGAAGAAGAACAUUUCCCACGAUGCUUUCGGCACCAGACUGGGCCGCUUGCACAUGCAGAAGCAGGACCUGGACAAACUGCAGACGCGCAAGAUGAAGGGCCUGAGGAAGAGGAGGGGAGAGCAGACGGCAGAGACGGCGGCGGCCAAAGCCCCGCGGACGGACGAGUGACACCGCAGACGACUGCAGAGAGAGAGAGAGAGAGAGAGACGCUUCCACUGAAUUCAGUCCUGGCUUUUCCUGCAAGCUUAAUAUUCUGACCGAAUGAAAUUUCAUUGGGAUUUUCCUACAAAAUAAUAAAAUGCAUUUAAUUCAUA
Molecule: messenger RNA, 1859 nt
Organism: Sinocyclocheilus rhinocerous
Lineage: Eukaryota; Metazoa; Chordata; Actinopteri; Cypriniformes; Cyprinidae
Gene: rpf2
Product: ribosome production factor 2 homolog
Exons: 11
Coding region: 142-1713 (523 amino acids)
Biological process (GO): ribosomal large subunit assembly; maturation of LSU-rRNA from tricistronic rRNA transcript (SSU-rRNA, 5.8S rRNA, LSU-rRNA)
Cellular component (GO): nucleolus
Molecular function (GO): rRNA binding
Source: RefSeq, a predicted model, not a curated record